AUGCAGAAACCACGAACAAGCACCCCACCAACCGCAGCGAACCAGAGCCCCGCCCCCGAUCAAAAAAACCGGGGCAACAUGCCCAGAAGGACGCCGCUUGCCGAGCCGCACUGCCCGGAACAGCCCCCGGAAAACCCGAGCCCCCGCCUCAACGAAGACGGAGUGGGAGUGGCAUUGGCGUUUUCUUUUUUUCUUUUGGCACCCUCCCGCGCGUUUGAAAAAAAAAGAGGUUAUCUGCCCAACGGGCGCCGCCGGCCGCCCGGGCGGGAGGGUGGAACGUGCCUUCCGCCGCGCCGUGGGCCGGGAGCGCCUUCCACCACCCCCCCCCUCCCCCGCCGCUCCGGAAGGGCAAGACGCCACGGGCCCCGCCCGCCAAACCAACCCAACGAGGGAGGUGGAAAAAAAAAUAGGGAAGACGAAACGCCUGACCUUUUCCCAUUUUCCAAUUGGAACCUCUCGCUUUUGGAUCCGCUCUCUCGAAAAAGUUUCACCCACGAGCCCGUUACCAUUAACGAACGAAAGGGGCGCUGA
Messenger RNA from Trypanosoma theileri, 531 nucleotides. RefSeq lists its product as uncharacterized. The coding region runs from base 1 to 531 and encodes 176 amino acids. The record is from RefSeq and is a predicted model, not a curated record. The transcript has a single exon. NCBI's taxonomy places the organism in Eukaryota, Euglenozoa, Kinetoplastea, Trypanosomatida, Trypanosomatidae.